Pimephales promelas (fathead minnow) is the source of this 554-nucleotide messenger RNA. The record is from RefSeq and is a predicted model, not a curated record. NCBI's taxonomy places the organism in Eukaryota, Metazoa, Chordata, Actinopteri, Cypriniformes, Leuciscidae.
UCUGGUGGCGAGUGCUAAUCCAGAGGUUUUUUAUGGUUCUAAAUCGCCAUACUUCACUACAGAUACAAGUGACCGUGGAGUAUUCAUUUGUUGGAGAGGCUGGUAGCUACAGCGCUGACAUAAUCUAUAUGGUCUUAUCCAAAGGAGUGAUCGUCCUCCAUGGAUUUCAGACGGUUAAAGCAAAGACUGGUGAUGCAGACACAAGUGGCUCUGUGACGUUCCAGUUGUCUGUCAGCGUCGAUAUGGCUCCAGCGGUGCAGAUUCUGGUCUACAGCGUUCUUCCCAGUGAGAAUGUAGUUGCUGCUAAUGUGCCGUUUGACACCGAUAUGUGUUUCCAGAACCAGGUACUGUAUGAUGUGGCUAUUUUUCAAUUUGGGAAUAUUGGUGUGGGUCCUACAGUGUGUUGGUCCUUGUUCCAGGUGUCUCUGCUGUUUUCUCCAGCUACGGCUGUUCCUGCGGAGGGAAACGCUCUGAUGGUUUCUGCUCAAGCAGGAUCUCUGUGUGGUAGAUCAGAGCGUCUGGAUCAUGGAGCCAGGAAGACGUCUGAGUGCUGA